AUGGCUCGAAUAUAUUCUUGCGAGACGGUCCUCGCAGCACUUUUGUUUUUAUUAACUAUUGUAUCCAAUUCUGCGGAUCCGCAAUAUGGUAAUGACAGACUUACUGUUAGAGGAUCAGUCCAGAGAGGAGAUAUGUCACCCAUGGAGGUGACGGCUGAGCGCCAUAAUUGGCCAACGCUGACCGUUCCUAGCCCAAGAGGUCCACACAUGAAGAGGAAGCACCCAUGCGAACAGAGCUCUUGUUAUCCCGCCACCGGGAAUCUGUUGAUCGGUCGAAAAAGCCGAUUGGAGGCGUCCUCCACUUGCGGUCUCAACGGACCGGAAAGAUACUGCAUCGUUUCGCAUCUGAAGGACCGGAAGAAGUGCUUCUUCUGCGAUGCCUCGUUGCCGAAACAGCAGCACAACAUCGAGAACAUCGUUAAUUCGUAUUCAAAGUCCUGGUGGCAAGCGGAGAACGGCGUGGAGAACGUGACGAUCCGUUUCGAUCUCGAGGCGGAGUUCCAUUUCACCCACAUUAUAAUCCGUUUCAAAACCUUCCGACCGGCCGCGAUGCUGAUCGAACGAUCGUACGAUUUCGGCAAGACAUGGAAGGUGUACCGUUACUUCGCGCACAAUUGCGAACAAUACUUCCCCGGGGUGUCCACCGAACAGCCCCAGACAUUGACAGACGUUAUCUGCGAGACGAGAUACUCCGGCGUGGCGCCGUCGACGUUGGGCGAUGUUAUCUUCAGAGUGCUCCCACGAAACGUCGAGAUCGACAAUCCCUAUUCGAAGGAGGUCCAGAAUCUCCUGAAGAUCACGAACCUACGUAUCAACAUGACCAGGCUGCACACUUUGGGUGACGAUCUGCUCGACGACAGGGCGGAGAUCCGCGAGAAAUACUACUACGCCAUUCAGAACAUGGUGAUCCGUGGAUCCUGUUCCUGUUACGGCCACGCAUCCAGAUGUCUUCCACUUGCUGGUGUCGCGCACGAGGACAACAUGGUGCACGGCAGGUGCGAGUGCACCCACAACACCACAGGCCUGAACUGCGAGAAGUGUCAGGACUUCUACAACGAUCUACCUUGGAAACCAGCUGUUGGCAAACAGACGAACGCCUGCAGACCCUGCAACUGUAACAACCACACGAUAUCCUGUCAUUUCGACGAGUCCGUAUACGAGAGGACUGGACGAGUUUCUGGUGGUGUCUGCGACGACUGUCAGCAUAAUACCCGUGGGCAAAAUUGUGAACAGUGCAAACCGUUCUAUUAUCAUGACAUCACUAAGGAUAUCUCGCAUCCAGAAGCCUGUCUACCGUGCGAUUGUGAUCUGGGUGGCUCAUUGGACGAUGGUAUCUGCGAUUCUAGAACGGAUGUUCUCAGCGGAGACGAGUCUGGUCGCUGUCAUUGUAAAACGAACGUGGAAGGACGUCGUUGUGAUCGUUGCAAAAAUGGCUUUUGGAACUUUGAGCCUGAAAAUCCUGAAGGAUGUCAAGCCUGUACCUGUAAUACUUUGGGCACCAUCGACAACCGUGGAUGCAACAUGGCCACCGGCGAGUGUACUUGCAAGCGUUUCGUAACUGCUCGGGACUGUAACCAAUGCCUGCCAGAAUAUUGGGGAUUGUCGGAAGAUCCAGACGGUUGCAAACCGUGCGACUGCGAUCUUGGUGGCUCAUACGAGAAUUCGUGCGACGUUGUGACUGGUCAAUGCCGUUGCAGGCCUCACAUUAGCGGCAGAACGUGUAAUCAACCGGAACAGAGCUAUUACACUGGCUCUGUGGACUUCUUGAUCUACGAGGGCGAGUUGUCGAGAGCCACCGACAAUUGUCAAGUGGUAAUCAGAGAACCGUAUCGCGACGGAAAGAACAGCACCUGGACGGGAAUUGGAUUCAUGAAGGCACUGGAGGGUUCGAUGCUGAACUUCACGAUCGACGAUGUACGGAAAACGCUGUGGUACGAGGUGAUCGUCCGUUACGAGCCCGUUCAACCAGGAGUUUGGGAGGACGUAAAAAUCAUCAUCGAAAGGGACGGUCCAGUGGAUCCCAACGGGCCAUGCGCCGAAUGGAAUCCAGAAUACGAUCAGCUGUCGGCGCAAUUGCCAGUUCGUUCUCGAAGUGUUGUCGCUCAACCUGCUGUUUGCCUCGAGGCGGGAAAACGCUAUAAUCUUCUGUUGCAAUUCCGGAAGUUCAACAGUCACGUGGACACACCUUCGGCGUCCAUUUUGGUUGAUUCGAUUGUAUUGAGGCCAAGAAUACAGUCGAUACCAUUCUUCAAAGCGCCAGGUGUUGGCGAGCUUCGCCGCCAGGAAUAUGAAAAAUACCGUUGCAGCGAUUACUUUAACGACAUUUCUACUGCAUGGACUAAUGUUCCUGAUGUUUGUAAAAAGUACCAGAAUAGUAUCGGUUACUAUGUUUACGACGGUGCACACUCCUGUGAAUGCAAUCCAACGGGAUCCCAUAGUCUGCUUUGCGAAAACUACGGGGGCACGUGUCCCUGUAAGCCGAACGUGGUCGGCAGACGAUGCGACCGUUGCGCGCCUGGAACCUACGGUUUCGGUCCAGAAGGUUGCAUACCCUGCGACUGUGACGGUGUCGGUGCAUUGGACAAUUUCUGCGAGGUCGGAACCGGUCGUUGUAAAUGCCGUCCGAAUACCUACGGACGAACCUGCGGUCAAUGCGAGCCUGGUUUCUGGAAUUUCCCGCAUUGUCAACGUUGUGAGUGCAACGGUCACGCUGAAAGCUGCGACUCGAAAACUGGCGCGUGUAUCGAGUGCCGGGACUACACCACCGGGCACAAUUGCGAUCGAUGCAUCGAGACGUAUUACGGUGAUCCCAGGAUCGGCGUGGAUAUCCCUUGCAGGGCGUGUCCUUGUCCAGGAACCUUGGAUUCUGGCCACUCGUACGCCGAGAGCUGUUCCCUGGACCCAACCAGCCACGAUGUAAUCUGCGAGUGUUUCGACGGCUACACUGGUCCACGUUGCGAGAGCUGCGCAGAGAACUACUUCGGCAACCCAGAGGUGCCAGGUGGCAGUUGCGAGCCCUGCAACUGCAACAACAACACAGACCUACGUCGACCUGGAAACUGCGAUCCCCACACGGGUCGUUGUCUGCAGUGUCUCUACAGCACAGAUGGUGGCAAUUGUCAGAUCUGCAAGGCAGGCUUCUACGGGGAUGCGCUUCAACAGAAUUGUCAGAUGUGCGACUGCAACCCGUUGGGAACGGACAGCGAGGCUGGUCCCUGUAACCAUCGAACUGGACAAUGUCCCUGCUUGCCUCACGUGGUCGGACAACUCUGCGAUUCCUGCGAAGAGAAUCAUUGGAAAAUCGCCAGUGGCCAAGGCUGCGAGCCUUGCUUGUGCGACUCGGUUGGAAGCGUUUCUGACAGGUGCAAUCCAUUCGACGGUACUUGCGAGUGUCGAUCAGGCUUCGGCGGUCGACAGUGCAACGAGUGCCAAACGAACUAUUGGGGUAAUCCGACCGUUCAGUGUCACGCUUGCGACUGCGAUCUGGCCGGUUCCUCCAGCCAACAGUGCGACAGGGAGACCGGUAUGUGCGUCUGUAGAAAGGGUAUUGGUGGCGAGAAAUGCGACCAGUGUUACCGUGGCUACUACGGGAACGCGCCACAAUGUACACCCUGCGGCGAGUGUUUCGAUAACUGGGACAUGACGCUGACCGGUUUGAGGAACAAGACGAACCUGGUCAUCGACGAAGCGUCUAGGAUCCAAAAAGUCGGUACAACUGGGGUUUACAGCGAACAGUUCGACAACAUGAUCACCUCUUUGGACCAAGUGAAGGCGUUGAUCAGCAACGCAUCCAUCAGAAGUCAAGACUUGGACGAUUUGAACGAACUGGCCGAGGAGCUGAACAAGAACGUGACUGAGUCUGGCAAGCAGCUGCAAGAGGCGAACAAUCUUCUGGAGAACGUCAGUCAAAGGGUCAAUUUAGGGGACGCUGCGUUGAAGAAUCUGAAGAACAGAACGAACAAUUUGCACCAAGCUGCUGCUGAUCUCAAGGAGAACGCGACUAGAUUGCAGGAAGAGAACGUUCAGGGCGCUUUGAAUGUGACCCAACAGAUGGCGGAGCAGUCGAGGCGGGCAGAGAAAAUGGCGAACGACACCAGCAACGUUCUGGCGGACGCCGAACGGUUCAGUAAGCACACGGAGACUCUUCUAGCCAAAAAUCGGGUGUUCGUCGAAGAGACUCAGGAGGCGAAUAAAGAAUCUCUGGCGAAAAUAAACGAGAAACUGAGAAUGUUCAACGAUAUUAUGCCUGGUUUGAACCUCCAAAUGUGCGGCGAUAAUGUUACGGAUUGCAGCAGCGUGUGUGGUGGAGCUGGUUGCGGAUUCUGCGGAGGAUUGUCUUGCGACGCGGGUGCUGUGACCAAGGCGAACCAAGCUUUGGACGUCGCUAAGACACAGGCUGCUAAAAUUAAGACCCAUAAGGAUGCGGCUGAACAGUUACUUCAUAGUAUGAUCCAGGUGAAACGGGAUGCAGCAACGGCCAGAUCCAACGCCCAGGACGCGUUCAACUUCGCCUUGAGGGCGCGAAACCUCUCCGACAACGUGACCAAAGACCUAGCCGACAUAAACAAACGGAUCAAAAGCACCCUGGACGAGGAUCAACCGACGCCAACGAUGGUCAGAGACCUGGCGAACAAAGUUCUAGCCAAGAACAUCCAACUGAAACCAGACGAGAUUACGACACUGGCCGAUCGCAUAAAGACCAUCGUUGGUUCUCUGACCGAUUCCGAGAAGAUUCUCGCCGACACCAGGAAUGAUCUUCUCCUGGCGGAUCAGCUGAAGAAACGGGCAAACAGGGCCAAGGAGAACGCUAUCGAGAACCAGGUUCAAGCUAACAAGGUGGUGGUGCUGUUGAACGACGCUGAGAAGGCUCAGAAUCUGGUCCAACAGGCCAUCGAUCAGGCGGAACGUGACGUCUACCGAUCGAGGAAGGACCUGGAGGAGAUCGCAGAGGUCACCAGGGGCGCUCUGAUGCAGGCGAACAGUACCACACAGACUGUGGAUGACCUGGACGCUCGAUUGAAGCAGCUACAGACCCAAUCAGUGAGGAACGACUUUGCCCAAAUCGGUGUCCAGGCGCAGAAAGUUGCUGACGAGGCGCAAAACGUCGACGCAAAAACCAAGAAGCUCGCUGAGGAGUACAGACGGGUGGACGAGUCGUUGGAACUGCGCGUGAACAAGAGCAAGGACAAUAUACAGAGGGCGAAGAAGCUGCUGCAGAGAGCCUCAGAGUUAACCGCCGACACCUCCACGAAAUUCAAAGACCUAGACGGCAUGGAGAGCGUUUACAGGGACAAUGAGAGGACGCUGUCCGACCUGAUGACCGAAGUAGACACUCUGACCGGGGAAAUGGAGAAGCAUCUCGUGGAGAUCGAGCAGAAGGCACAACUGUACAGACAGUGCACCUCUUGA
Dufourea novaeangliae is the source of this 5409-nucleotide messenger RNA. It is a transcript of the gene LanB1, whose product is annotated as laminin subunit beta-1. Bases 1 to 5409 code for a protein of 1802 amino acids. The record is from RefSeq and is a predicted model, not a curated record. Lineage: Eukaryota; Metazoa; Arthropoda; Insecta; Hymenoptera; Halictidae. The transcript has 15 exons.